UGGUGCCCUGUGUCCUUCGGACACAGCGGAUCACCGAUCCACAGAAAGAGCCGAAGAUGUCGGCUCGGUCAUGUGAUCAGCUGUGUCCAAUCACAGCUGAUCACAUGAGAGCCGGACAACGGCAUUCCUCAGAGGGGACAUCUACACUGAUCAUCAGAGCCCUGCUGAUCAUCCCAGCAGUGCCACCUGUCAGUAUCCAUCAGUGCCAUGUGUCAGUGCUCAUCCAUGCCACCUGCCAGUGCCCAUCAGUGCCACAUUUCAGUGCCCAUCGGAGCUGCCUUUCAGUGCCACCUAUCAGUGCUGCCAAUCAGUGCCACCUAUCAGUGCCAGUCAGUCUCGCCUAUCAGUGUGCAUCAGUGCCGCCUAACAGUGCCAGUCAGUGCCGCCUAACAGUGCCAGUCAGUGCCGCCUAACAGUGCCAUAUAUGAGUGCUUCCUUUCAGUGCCCAUCAGUGAUGCCUGUCAAUGCCCAUCAGUG
Staurois parvus is the source of this 477-nucleotide messenger RNA. Lineage: Eukaryota; Metazoa; Chordata; Amphibia; Anura; Ranidae. The record is from the annotation of a GenBank genome assembly.